CCGAUCGCGAUCACUGGAAUGCGCGUCGUGUCGUUUGGCCACUUCCGAUAUCCACGAAGGUUCGGGAAAGGGCUUUCGAAGAUCCGCGGCUUAACCUCGGGACUGUUUAACAACCUGCCGUCCCACUUCUCCGAUGCUGGAUCGUUCGCUUCUUGGAAAGCAAACGUCAACGUCAGCCGAGCUUGUAUCAUGAUACCGGUCGAGCCGGUUUCUCGGCGAUACAUUGACUGCCGGAGCCAACGGAAGCUCGAAAGCUUUUGUCGAAACCCAGGAUAUAUUAUAGAAGGCCAAGUAUAAGAAACGGAAGGUAUAGAAAGGCACUCGAUUAAUAAGAUUCAAAUAUAUAACACGAGGGAAGGUUCCCAACAAAGAAGAAACAUUAAGAAGCAAUCGCUGGACAGAGAUGAAUGAUUAGUUUCCAUAUUAUUGGGAUAAAUUAUAUAAAGAUUGCCUUAGUGCUUAUGCUGAAAUCAAAGGAAUUCUUCAGCGACAAGGAUACGAAUGAUUUAUGGAGCCUGUAUCGACAACGGUCACUGUGGAAAAUGCUCGGAACAAAGUUGUAGCAUUGAUUAUAUACGUUCAGUUUCCUAUUUGCAUAGAAGGUGUAAUAGUGCAAUGAUAUAUUUCUACUAACGAUAGCAUUAUUAUAUUUUGAAUCUUGCGUAAUAAAGGGACCAUUAGUUGGAACAAGCGGUAGAAGAGAAGAGGCAGGUGAAACCUCGAAGAAAAAACACAUGUUAAAGGAUUCUGCCGAGCUCUAUCUUAAAUGCAAUUAUUUAAACCAGAAAGUCACGAUCUUUUAUAGACUUUUUGACUCCAAUUGGACAUUGUGUACGAUUAAUUUGAUGUAUGCACCACGAAGGUGCAUCUUUUAACGGUUCCUUAUCCUUCUACUUCAAUGAUGUAUCAAACUGUGUUCUCACCCCACAUGCUAAUGCAGGUAAUGGAUGGUCAGCAAAUAAAUGGCCAGUGUCUGCAACUACAAAACCAUUCCAUACAUAUGAACGGAGCAAACCCUUUGUAUCAGAAUGAGUACAUACACUGUACCCUUGAUGGCAGUCUUGGUCCUAACAGACAUCGAACGAUGCAGAUGGCAUCUUAUCCCCUUGAGCUGUUACAAGCGAUGGGAGUUGAGAUUCCACCGUUGAGGCACACAGGGUACAAUAUGCAGAAUGGUAUCAUCUCCGAUGGAGGCUGGCAGCGAAGAGGUAGUCCACUGAAUAAUAAUCCAUCCAUGCCCCCUCCACGUCUCAACUUUAGACAAGUUAAUCCUGGACCAAUAAAAAAGCCACACUGGAACUCUAAAUCAUCCAAACGGAGUUCUCAUCGAGACUCAGUUUCAGAAAGUGAAACAUGUGGUAAUGACAGCAGACCCAGUUCGUGCUCAUCAACACCUACUAAACAUACCGACGGCAGUCAAUCCGAAAACUCAGAUGACAGAGACUCGGUUACCUCUUUGGCCGAACAAACGAUCAAAAGAUUACCCGAUGUUCGACCUCUAUCCAACUGUCUAAAUAAUAGCGCCGUUCAAGGAGGGUUAAUCUCAAAUACUUUGGCACCUCAAUUUUAUCAAAAUCAACGACCUGUCAAUUAUUACCAUAGUUCCGUUCCAACUCCUAGAUCACAGCCUCAGACUUAUCAGAACAAGAAAAGGUAUCAUUGUGGAAGAACAAGUCCUCCGAUGCAACGAAUCCAACGUGGUAAAAAAUACAGUGGCGUUGUAUUACCAACGAGCAAUGUUUUCACCAGGUUCUACAUAGCCCCUGAUCGAUUUCUGGCUAGAUCUCAUCUCAUCGAAGUAACGAAAAUACCUGAGAACUUGAUUACAGGCUCGAUUUGGGACGACUUGUCAAAAAGCAUUUGGCAGAAAUUCAUGGCAAGUCAACAAACCGAGACUACUUAUAGGAAUAAAAUGAUGCUCUGGAAACAUCUGUAUAUUUAUAUUAAGUCUAAUUUCCCCAAGUAUGGACUGUUUCUGGUCGGCUCAACGAUGAACGGUUUCGGGUCUGACAACAGCGACGUCGACAUGUGCCUGUUGGUGCGGCAAGCAGAGAUGGAUCAACGAAACGAAGCUGUGAUUCAUUUGGAUCAAGUGCUCAAGUGUCUAAAAAGUUGCGAGUACGUAGAUCAGCUCGAACUCAUCCAAGCUAAGGUGCCGAUUCUGAAGUUCCGGGAUUCCAUUCAAAAUCUGGAGGUCGACCUCAACUGCAACAACGCCGUCGGGAUCCGGAACACGCAUUUGUUGUACUGCUACUCGCAAAUCGACUGGAGAGUGCGCCCUCUGGUCCUGAUAGUGAAGCUCUGGGCUCAGAGCCAGGACAUCAACGACGCCAAGAACAUGACGAUCUCUAGCUACUCGUUGGUGCUGAUGGUCAUACAUUUCCUGCAGUGUGGCGUCAAUCCUCCGGUCCUGCCUUGCCUGCAUUCCCUUUUCGUGGGCAAAUUCGGUCCCCACACGGACAUCCACUCCAUCGACAUCCACGAAGACCUCGACGUCUCGGCCAUAGCGCCGUUCCUGGUAAACCGCCAGCCCCUCGGCGAACUGCUGGUCGACUUCUUCAAGUACUACGUGAAUUUCGAUUUCAGUCGGUACGCCAUUUCGGUGAGGGUGGCGAACAAGGUGCUCAUCGAGGACUGCCGGAAAGCCCGCUCCUACAAGAACGAUCCCCACCAGUGGAAGUACCUCUGCGUGGAAGAACCAUUUGACCUAACGAACACAGCACGCUCGGUGUACCACCCGGACGUCUUCGUGAGGAUCAAGGAGGUGUUCGUCAGGACGUACCACAGGCUGAGGGGAAUCCGCGACCUGGACGGCAUUUUCGACAAGGUCGAAACGUCGAGGCCCGCCGGCGUGCAGCCGCAACUCUAGCGACUCCUCGGUGGACACGGUUGUGUUAAUUAGCGAUAGGAUUAUUUAUUAUUAACCUCGCGGGGAUAUUAUUCCGCGUCUCCUGGGCGAGGCGAUCGAACGGCUCGCUCCAGAAGUGGGUUUCGGUUAGAGCGAGCGAUACGGUUUAUAUGCAGUUGCUCGAACCGAGACCCAACAAUCAUUGAUAUCGUUGCGAUUCCGAGGAGGUGGUUAUCUGUGAUAACGAGAUGAUCUCGACGGGUGGUUUAUCUCCGAAUCGAGUACCCUAUCCCUGGAAACGCGUUUACGCACAAGGAGAUUCGAUGUAUACGCCGGAUUUCCGGGGAGCACGGUGCGAUUUGGCAAUUGCACGAGGGCGGCUCUUUUUACGGAUAGAAGGGGAAAAACUGCACUCCCUGUGGUGUCCAGAGUGCAUCUCAGGAGAUAUCCGUACGAUCCUAUGUUCGGAAUUACCUUGGAUCUCGCGGGAGACAAAUGGCAACGGUCGAGCCUCGGGCUUUAAAUGCUUUUUUCUCCUUUUUGAGCGACUUCACGGCUUGGUCCAAAGUAUUUCCCCGUGGAGAACGACGGUGUUUGGCGGCAGUCGAGCCGAGACUUUCGUUUCGCGACUUUGGAUCCAACGGAUGUAGAAUGUAUUUUUUUUCUUUCCUUCGGAGCUUUCGGGUAUCCCCGAUGCCCUGGGAAUCCUUCUCCCCUUCGUGGGCGCGUUUAUACUGCCAGAAGUUAAUCCUAUUUUCUUUUUUUUUUAACGACAUUACAAGAGCAUUCUCGAGUUCCUCGUACGAUUAUUCACAGGGAUAGGGCAUCUAGGAGAGCAAUCUCGUGGAAAAAAGUGAUAUAGCGUGAUACAACGUAAACAUAACGUGAUAUACAACGACCAACUAGUAGAGCUGUGGAGAGUCGAUAAUUAUUGUAAUACGUUAAUCCUGACCAUGGGAGGUCGAAAAUUCUUAAGGACAUGCAACUCGUCGAUAACUUGAUAUCAUUGGAAAGUUACAGUCGGCCCGAUCGUCGAUAAUAAGUGCCCGGGAACCGUUCUCUUUGAUCUCGCAACUGAAAAGGGAACGCGCGAUCGGCUGUAAAUUUCGGAGCACCUGAAUCUAUCGAAACCGCGAUAUCGCUUUAUAUGGGGAGAAAAAAAAAAGAGAAGAAAAAUGGAGAAAAAAACGUUACUUCCGACUCGAUAAAUUAAUUCAGCCCUCGAGAAGUCCUCUCGAAGGGCGCACAUUCUAAGCCUCGUUAAUUAUAGGUUACUUAUCGAUUAAAUAAGCGAACUGCCCCGAAGCGGUCAGCAUAAUGAGAAAGAAAAAAAUCACGAAAAAAAAUUUAAGAAAUCGUCUAAAUGUCCAGAAAAAAAUAUAGUGACGAGACUUUUACGGGUCACCGUGGAGGUCGGUUUUGAGACUAAAUUAGUGCGAAGCUAAAGAAAUAAAAAGAGAAGCUAUAUAUGUGUAUAAAUUUCCAUACGUAAAGGCGUGCAGAAUCAAUCUUAGCUAUUCUUUAUUGUCAAUUCACCGGGAGUAAAGUCCGACCUAGCAUUUUUGUAUGUCUCUUGUUAAUUUAAAUCGAAAGUAGUAACUCCUCGCUCCGAUUCUGCACGAAGGAGUUGUUCAUAUUUUCUCACGUAAAAGCUAAAAAAAAAGGAUAUAUGUAAAAAAAGAAAAAGAACAAAAAGAUAUCGGUCAUUUGUGCGGCGUUACCGUUAAUGCACAACCACUGUUACUUAUUUCGCCUCCUGCUAUUACAUUAUUAUUGUUAAUUGUUAUUGUUGAUGUAUCGGAAGUCCCGGAGAAACGACGCGAGAUGGACUAUAUAUUUAAACUCGUCGCGGGGAGAAUAAGAACGAAGAAGAAAAAAAAAGGCAAAGUGCAUUAUCGAUCGUUAAGGAGAUUGUAUUCGAUUUCUUUUCUUUUUCUCUUCGGUGAGGUAUCUUCUUCCAAGAUUCCCGGAAUAUGUUAAUGCACACAAUGGCAAUGCUCGGUUAGCGUCGUACAAGAUUAAUAACGAUCCACGCGAAAAGAGACGAGAGAGAAUACUUUCUACGAAUCCACGUUACUUUACCUGAUUAUCUUAAAUUAUCUUAUCGACAUGAUAUUCAUUCCAACACUUGAUUCGGUCAUUAAUUAAUCGCACCUGUAAUUUCCGUUGACACAUUUCCUUCCACGAUUAACGAAUCGCAGUUUACUUUCCCGUGUAAUUUAAAUUUCACACAGUUUCAAAAUCUCUAGAAACGUUCGAGCGUAAUGUCCGUUCCUUCGGUGUCGCCUAAUUUACAUAUUUCGUAUCAAAUUCCGAUUCAUCCCCGGAUCGUUAUUAAUCUCCAUAUCUUAUUAAAUGAAAGUCACCCUAGGAUUAACUAAUUCUCGCGCAAUCGACGAAUUCUUUGGGAUUCGUCGUGAAAUCGCAAACGGGACGAGAUACAACUCUGUAUAAACGGCGUAACAAAUGAAUUUCUAUCCCUCGCUAGUAACGCCAUCGUGACGGCGAAAUUUCCUGCAAAAAGAAACAAAAAAAAAGUGCCAGAGGCUAGAAGAUCAAUUCCGACCAAAGUGUCGAGCAAUUAAUUCGCGGGGGAAGGCUUUUCCUAUCCCUCGUUAUUCUCCUCUACGCUAAUCGAGCCGAGUAUUCGCCAUAUCUUUUUAGACACUAAGGACUACCUGUAUCUUCCUUUUGUACUUUUCAUUUUCUUGUUGAAUAAACGCAACGUUUCUAGA
Molecule: messenger RNA, 5583 nt
Organism: Orussus abietinus
Lineage: Eukaryota; Metazoa; Arthropoda; Insecta; Hymenoptera; Orussidae
Product: poly(A) RNA polymerase gld-2 homolog A
Exons: 11
Coding region: 899-2869 (656 amino acids)
Cellular component (GO): cytosol
Molecular function (GO): poly(A) RNA polymerase activity
Source: RefSeq, a predicted model, not a curated record